Molecule: messenger RNA, 1833 nt
Organism: Thyridium curvatum
Lineage: Eukaryota; Fungi; Ascomycota; Sordariomycetes; Thyridiales; Thyridiaceae
Exons: 2
Coding region: 1-1833 (610 amino acids)
Biological process (GO): carbohydrate metabolic process
Cellular component (GO): vacuole
Molecular function (GO): beta-galactosidase activity
Source: RefSeq, a predicted model, not a curated record
AUGCGCAUAACGAGCCUCACUACAGCCUUGUUGCCUUGCUUGUCACUCGUGCAGGCGUCGUCCUUCACCUACAACAACAGCUCAUUCCUCCUCAAUGGUGAACCUUACCAGAUACUCGGAGGGCAGAUGGACCCGCAACGUAUGCCUUAUCAGUAUUGGGAGCAGCGCUUGCAGAUGGCUCGCGCGAUGGGCUUGAACACUGUCUUCUCUUAUGUCUUCUGGAACGAACUCGAGCCCAAGCAAGGCCAAUGGGACUUUACCGGCCGAAACAAUGUGGCCCAAUUCUUUCGGCUUGCCCAGCAGCAAGGCCUCAAUGUCGUCCUCCGACCCGGGCCCUACAUCAGCGCCGAGCAUGAAUGGGGAGGCUUCCCCUCCUGGCUCAGCCAGAUCCCCAACAUGGCUGUCCGCCAGAACAACGCGCCCUUCUUGAAAGCAAGCCGAGCCUACAUUGAGCGUCUAGCAAGCGAGAUACACUCUCUACAGGUGCCAUACGGCGGUCCUAUCCUGAUGGUCCAACUCGAAAACGAAUACGGCAGCUUCAUCCUCCAGGACGCCAACGGCAAGCAGUAUGGUGGCGCUGACAAGACGUACCUUGCCGCCCUUGCAGACAUUUUCAAGGCCAACUUUGACGUCUUUCUCUAUACAAAUGAUGGCAAUACCGAAUGGUAUGUCACUCGCGGUGCCCUCAAUGGCAUUCUUGCCGAGACGGAUGACUCGCCCCAACAAGGGUUGGAGGCCCGCAAUAAGUAUGCGCAUGCCAGCAGUCUUGGGCCCUUCUUGUGUGGCGAAUAUUACAUGACUGGGGAACAACCACUCGUUCAGUUUGUACACGUUCAACGGGUGACGAACUGGGGAUUCCAGAAUGGCGCCGACCUGUACCCGACAAAGCAGAUCCAAUUGGCAACUACGACUACGUCCUAUUCCGACAACGCGGCACCCCUGGAUGAGAGCGGGCGUGUGAGGCCGAGCUUCUACAAGUAUCGUGAGCUGUUCACCAAGUACUCCGGGCCAGCCCCCAACGUGCCUGACGUCGGGAGCAUGUCGACUGUGCCCGCGCUGGCUCUGGAAGCCGUGGGAAGCCUCUUCGACCUCGAGGCCAAGACACCCACCGCCAAGAACGCGAUGCCAAUCAGCAUGGAUGCCCUGGGCCAGUCCUACGGCUUUGUUCUGUACGAGCAUGUGGCAAGGUCGCCCGUCAGUGGCGCAAUCGGCCUGGUGAACGGCCCGCGGGAUCGAAUCAUUGUUCUCAUCAACGGUACACGCUCAGGUGUGAUUGACGUCAGUUACUCAAAGUAUCGAACAGUCAACGUCAAUCUUGCCCAGGGCGACGUCCUCCAGCUUCUGGUCGAGAACCUUGGCCGCGUUAAGUAUGGGCCCAACAUCACCGAUCAGGUCAAGGGCAUCAAGGGGGAUGUGACCAUCGGCGGCACCGCAGUGCAGGGCUGGUCCAUGUACUCCCUCCCACUCGACAACGUUUCGGCAGCAUCUUCCGCAAGCGGACCGUACGCCGUGCGCGCGAAUAGCCCACCCGUGUUCUACAAGGGCCAUUUCAAUACCCCGUCUGCGACGGGACCUGAUAUCAACCGCGACACCUACCUUGCCCUGACGAAUGUUAUCAAGGGCGUGGUAUGGGUGAAUGGAAUAAACCUCGGAAAGUACUGGACUGUGGGUCCGCAGCAGAGCCUUUACCUGCCUGGCUGCUAUAUGCUUCCACCUGGACAACUAAAUGAGGUCGUGGUUCUUGAACUCGAACCGCAGGCCGGGAAAAGUAUGACGGCAGAAGGCAUUACUGACAGAAAGUGGUUCAAUAACCCUGACCCAGAUGCUCCUUAG